AGUCAAAUAUGAUAAUGGAGGGAGGGAGUAAUUUUACAUCCACACCCUUGAAAUACUCCGCCGCAACCCGCCACCCGCCCACCAUCCAUCCAUGGGCAAACGUCACAUCGGCCCCCGAACUUGUUACGGAAGCAAGUUUUCCGGGGAAAGAAGAAGACGAAGAGAAAAACUUAUAUAUACACGGCCUGACUCUAUUGCUUAUCUACAGUAGCUCUUCCUGAACUCGAAGAGGGAAGAAAGAUAGUGGAUGCUUUUUUGAGCAAAUCUGUGUUUGAGGUUGCAUAACCACAUCACCAGUUAUACUUUAUCCACAUCAAUGUCAUAUGUUGGGUUCUCUUUUUUUGGAAACAUUCAAUUCAAAAAUUUAAAUCAUUUAGUGCCUGAACCUUUUGCUAGACUUUGUAAUUCAAACAUUAAACCUAAAGUUCAAAGGUCUCGGCAUAAUGUGGUGGUGAUUAAAAGCCAUCUGGUUCCUAGGCCCUUGGAAGGAUUGCCGACGUUUCAGAAAGAGUUGAAGGCGCCAGUUCAGAAAUUAGAACAUAUACGGACGCUGCUAAUUGACAACUAUGACAGUUACACCUACAAUAUAUUUCAAGAACUGACUGUUGUGAAUGGGUUUCCUCCGCUGGUGGUUAGAAAUGAUGAGUGGACAUGGAGAGAUUUUUAUCACUACAUCUAUGAAGAAAAUGCCUUUGACAACAUUGUUAUAUCACCUGGUCCUGGCUCUCCAACAUCACCCUCAGAUAUAGGACUUUGCCUGAGGGUGUUGCAUGAGUGCAGUGAUAUUCCUAUUUUAGGUAUCUGCCUUGGCCACCAGGCUCUAGGUUAUGUCCAUGGUGCUCGGGUUGUCCAUGCAUCUGAACCUGUCCAUGGACGCUUGAGUGAUGUUGCACACAAUGGUUCUCAGCUAUUCCACGAGAUCCCCUCUGGGAGAAAUUCUGGAUUUAAGGUGGUUCGGUACCAUUCCCUAAUUAUAGAUCGUGGAUCACUCCCAAAGGAACUCAUUCCUAUAGCUUGGACUCCGACCUUUGAGACCACUUCUUUCCUAGUGAGCUCUCAAUCUUAUCCAUUUCCUAAUGCAUGUGAGGAGGUGAAUGGGAAGAAAGUUUAUAUUGGACCUUUGUCCAAGGAUUUAAGAGAUGGAAAUUCAUAUUUUUUGUGCGGUGUUGGGGAGAUUCAAGGUAGUCAGAUCCUUAUGGGCAUCAAGCAUGCCAGCAGGCCUCAUUAUGGAGUGCAGUUUCAUCCAGAGAGCAUUGGAACCUGCUUUGGGAGGCAACUUUUCAAGAAUUUCGCUGAGAUAACUAAGGAAUUUUGGUUGAGAAGAACAACACCUAUAUCGGUGCCUAAUGCAGACCAAUUACUCGAAGAUGUUUCGAGAAGAGACUAUAUGGCGAAUAAAUUGGGCGAGAAGAAAUACAUAUGCACACACAACAUAAUAAGUUCUUCAAAUCCUGGCUACAAUGUAAAAUAUUUGAAGAUGAAAUGGAAAAAACUUGAUCAUUUGGCUAGCCAAAUUGGAGGAUCUAAGAAUAUAUUUUGCCAGCUAUUUGGAGCUCAGAAUACUGGGAACACCUUUUGGCUGGACAGUUCCGCAACAGAGAAGGGAAGAGCAAGGUUUUCAUUCAUGGGCCAAAACGGUGGCUCUCUGUGGAAGCAUGUUUCAUUUAGGUUGUCAAAUGAACGAGAUGAGGCAUACAAAAGAGGCGGCUACUUAACAGUUCAGGAUGCCAGUGGUAAUGUUCAAACUUCAUAUCUGGAGGAUGGAUUUAUGGAUUAUUUGAAUAAGGAGCUUGGGUCAUUUUGCUAUGAUGAAAAGGAUUAUGAAGGAUUGCCGUUUGACUUCUAUGGCGGCUAUGUUGGUUAUAUUGGGUAUGAUCUUAAAGCUGAAUGUGGCAGGACAAUUAAUCGUCAUAAAUCAAGGACCCCAGAUGCUUGUUUUUUCUUCUCAGAUAAUCUUGUUGUUAUUGAUCACCUUCAUGAUAAUGUCUACAUUGUGUCGCUGCGUGAUAGAUACACAAAAGCGUCAUCUUGGUUGGAUGACAUCGAGCAAAGACUUCUCCAGUUGAAACCUUCUGACUCUAAGCCAUCUACACCAAACGCAUCUCGAACUACUGAAAUAUAUCCGGUAAAUACUCUUUUUCGUGCCGAUAAGUCUAGAGAGCAGUACAUCAAAGAUAUUGAGAAGUGUCAAGGCUUUAUCAGGGAUGGAGAGAGUUACGAGCUAUGUCUCACAACUCAGAUGAGAAUGAGAAUAGGGAAAAUGGAUCCCCUAGGACUCUAUGUUAGUCUAAGAGAAAAAAAUCCAGCACCAUAUGGUGCAUGGCUUAAUUUUUCAAGUGACAAUUUAAUAAUAUGUUCUGCUUCCCCUGAGAGGUUCAUGCGGUUGGAUAGAAAUGCGGUUUUGGAAGCAAAGCCCAUCAAAGGGACCAUAGCUCGUGGUUCCACCCCAGAGGAAGAUGAAUUGCUCAAGCUACGGUUAAAAUACAGCGAAAAGGAUCAGGCCGAAAACUUGAUGAUUGUGGAUCUCUUGAGGAACGACCUUGGGCGUGUAUGCGAGGCUGGCACUGUACACGUCCCUCACCUUAUGGAGAUCGAAUCGUACGCGACUGUCCACACAAUGGUGAGCACAAUAAGGGGGAAGAAGCAUUCGGAUGUCACCCCAAUUGAUUGUGUCAAAGCUGCAUUCCCUGGAGGGUCUAUGACUGGGGCACCAAAGCUGAGAUCAAUGGAGAUUCUGGACUCCCUUGAGAGUUGUUCGAGGGGCAUUUACUCCGGUUGUAUUGGCUUCUUCUCAUACAACCAAACGUUUGAUCUCAACAUCGUUAUCAGAACAGUUGUGUUGCAUGACGGUGAAGCCUCAAUAGGAGCGGGUGGGGCCAUAACCGCCCUCUCGGAUCCCGAAGCUGAGUAUGAAGAGAUGGUUUUGAAAACUAGAGCACCCAGAGAAGCUGUUGUUGGGAGUGGGUGCAUAAAGGAUGCAUGGCAACAGGGGGGUUAGUUCAAAGAGAGUUUACUAUGAUUAUAAAUUUAUAAUACAUCACCAUCAAAAGAUUGUCUCAAAAUAAAAUAAGCUUGUUUGGAAACAUCAUUAGUAGUUUCUAUUUGAAAUAUCAGUUUUUUUUUAUUUUGAAAAUUUAAUAAAAUAAUGUCAAGGAAUAUCU
Messenger RNA from Cuscuta campestris, 3161 nucleotides. The record is from the annotation of a GenBank genome assembly. NCBI's taxonomy places the organism in Eukaryota, Viridiplantae, Streptophyta, Magnoliopsida, Solanales, Convolvulaceae.